Toxotes jaculatrix (banded archerfish) is the source of this 7479-nucleotide messenger RNA. RefSeq names its product ATPase phospholipid transporting 10A (gene atp10a). Gene Ontology annotation, biological process: phospholipid translocation. The record is from RefSeq and is a predicted model, not a curated record. The transcript is spliced from 21 exons. Bases 208 to 4731 code for a protein of 1507 amino acids. Gene Ontology annotation, cellular component: plasma membrane. Gene Ontology annotation, molecular function: ATP hydrolysis activity; magnesium ion binding; ATPase-coupled intramembrane lipid carrier activity. Lineage: Eukaryota; Metazoa; Chordata; Actinopteri; Toxotidae.
GCCAAACAAGCAAAAGUUUUCCUCUGACUCGGGAAAAGAUCAGUCGACAUGGAUAAAAACGAGCUGUUUGUGUGACCAAACCGGCCAGACUGACGAAAACCCCCUUCACACGGUGAAAGAAUGAUAACAUAGGCAGUACUUUGUUUGCUUUUGUAUGAGAGGACACGAAAACCUAAACUGUGGGAAAGUUUGAGGCUGGGACUGGCUAUGGCGCGGGAGAGCGGAGACGCCGGGACGGCCAAAGCCUCAAAAGCCAAGAGGCAGAGAAAGAAGAAGACCAAGGAGAACAAAACCAGGACUGUCCACGCAAACAUACUGUACGACCACGCCAAAGGGGAGGAAAACCCAAACCGACACUAUGCAAACAACAAGAUUAAGACGACCAAGUACACUGUGCUGUCUUUCCUGCCAAAGAAUCUUUUCGAACAGUUCCAUAGGUUUGCCAAUGUUUACUUUGUUUUCAUCGCUUUGCUGAAUUUUGUCCCAGUUGUCAACGCUUUCCAGCCGGAACUCGCUCUGGCUCCUGUAGUUUUCAUUUUGUCUGUCACUGCCAUCAAAGACUUGUGGGAGGACUACAGAAGACACAGGUCGGAUAAAGAAAUCAAUCACAUGGACUGUCUGGUCUUCAGCAGAGCACAGAGACGCUAUGUGGAGAAGUACUGGAAGGAGGUGCGCGUGGGAGACUUCAUCAGGCUGCGAUGCAACGAGAUCCUCCCGGCCGACGUCCUGCUGCUGAGCUCCAGUGACCCGGACCGCUUGUGCCACAUCGAGACCGCCACGCUGGACGGAGAGACCAACCUGAAGCAGAGGCAGGUCGUCCGCAGCUUCUUUGACCUGGACUGUGAUUUCGACCCCUUAAAGUACAACAGCGUGAUUGAAUGUGAAAAGCCCAACAAUGACCUGAACAGGUUCCGAGGCUACAUAAUCCAUCGAAGUGGCAGGAAAGAUGCACUUUACAAAGAAAACCUGCUGCUGCGAGGCUGCACCAUCCGCAACACAGAGGAGGCUGUGGGAAUAGUCAUUUACGCAGGUCACGAGACCAAAGCCAUGCUGAACAACAACGGCCCGCGCUACAAGCGCAGUAAACUGGAGAGACAGAUGAAUGUAGAUGUGUUCUGGUGUGUCAUCAUCCUGCUGGUCAUGUGCCUGUUUGCUGCUGUGGGUCACGGGCUGUGGAUGUUUCAGUACGGAGAUAAGAGACCUGUGUUUGACGUUCUUAGUCCGGAGGGGACAGACUUAUCACCCAUCAUGUCCGCCAUUUACCUCUUCCUCACUAUGAUCAUCGUCUUUCAGGUGCUGAUACCCAUUUCCCUUUUUGUGUCGAUUGAGAUUGUCAAGAUCUGCCAAGUGUACUUCAUCCAUCAGGACAUGGAUCUGUACGAUGAGGAGACAGACUCUCACCUGCAGUGCAGAGCUCUUAAUAUCACUGAGGAUCUCGGCCAGAUGCAAUACAUCUUCUCUGACAAGACAGGCACGCUGACAGAGAACAAGAUGGUGUUUCGCCGCUGCACUGUGGCAGGGGUGGAGUACUCCCAUGAUGCAAAUGCUAGAAGACUUGCUAUGUACCAGGAGAUGGAUUCUGAAGAAGAAGAGUGCACCUCUCACGGUGGCACCCUGCCCCGGCGGGACAGUGUGACCAGCCACCACAGCGCCCCGGUGGUGCUGCGCUCCCAGAGCACCAAGUCCCACCGCCGGACGGGCAGCAGGGCGGAGGCCAAGCGAGCCAGCAUCCUGUCCAAGCACACGGCCUUCAGCAGCCCCAUGGAGAAGGAUAUCACCCCCGACCCUCAGCUCCUGGACAAAGUCAAUGAAUGCAGCAGUCAGAUGGACUUCAUGCGCUUUCACAGUCAGCCCAUAUCCCAGCUGCCCUCCGACCUCUCAGACAUCAUUGAUUUCUUCAUCGCUCUCACCAUCUGCAACACGGUGGUGGUAUCCUCCCCCAACCAGCCCAGGCAGAAGGUCCGGAUGAGGUUUGAGCUGAAGUCUCCAGUGAAGACCAUCGAGGACUUCAUUAAACGUUUCACCCCGAGCCGACUGACCUCAGGCUCCAACAGCAGCAGCUCCUCCAGCCUUAUCACAAACCGCUCCUCCAACAAGGGAUGCUCCAGCAUGCUGUCCUCCCCCUCUGCAGAGAGCACGCUCACCAAGCUGGAUGAGGAGCAGCCUCCCGGAGGCCUGGACCACGCCUUCAGCCCCGUCCCACCCUGCUAUGAUGGGAAGCCGUGGAACCUGGAGGAGGGCGAGCUGCGCUACGAGGCAGAGUCGCCUGAUGAGGCUGCGCUUGUCUACGCUGCCAGGGCCUACAAAUGCUCCCUCGUUGGACGCCUCCCGGACCAGGUGACUGUGGAACUGCCACACCUGGGGAAGCUGAGCUUUGAGCUGCUGCACACGCUGGGCUUCGACUCCACCAGGAAACGCAUGUCUGUGGUGGUCAGGCAUCCUCUGACGGAUCAGAUCACUGUGUACACUAAAGGAGCUGACUCUGUCAUCAUGGACCUCAUCAAACCUCCCAACACAGGUAACUCCAAAGGGAAACGCCAGAAAAAGAUUGUCUGCAGGACCCAGAACUAUCUGAACCAGUAUGCUGCAGAUGGCCUUCGCACACUGUGCAUUGCAAAAAAGAUCCUGAGCAAGGACGAGUAUGCCUGCUGGCUGCAGCAUCACCUGGAGGCUGAGACGGCCAUUCAGGGAAGAGAGGAGCUGCUCUUUGAGUCGGCCCUGCGACUGGAGACAAACCUCCAGCUUUUAGGAGCGACAGGCAUUGAGGACCGUCUGCAGGAUGGUGUGCCUGAAACCAUAGCUUCUCUGCGGAAGGCCGGCCUGCAGAUAUGGGUGCUGACGGGGGACAAACAAGAAACGGCUGUAAAUAUAGCAUAUGCCUGCAAGCUGCUGGACCCCGAGGAGGAGAUCCUGACGCUAAAUGCUGAUUCUCAGGAGGCAUGUGCGUUGUUGCUGGAGGAGAGUUUACACUACAUCCAGGCCAAAUUCCUCUGCAGCUCUACAGAUCAAGCCGCCAAGGCCCUCCACGCUAACUUUGCACCCUUUGAGAUCUAUCCCUCUUCAUCUCCGUCCUCCUCCUCCCACACUGUUCCCUUCAUGGUGCACCGGCUGGGCCUGGUAAUUGAUGGGCGGACCUUGGCCUAUGCCCUGGAUAAGAAUUUGGAGGAUAAGUUUCUGGCUGUAGCACGGAGCUGCCGCUCAGUGCUCUGCUGCCGCUCCACGCCACUCCAGAAGAGCAUGGUGGUCAAACUGGUGCGGAACAAGCUGAAGGUCAUGACUCUGGCCAUAGGUGAUGGGGCCAAUGAUGUCAGCAUGAUCCAGGUAGCAGACGUGGGUGUUGGGAUCUCGGGACAGGAGGGCAUGCAGGCAGUGAUGGCGAGUGAUUUUGCCCUCCCACGUUUCCGGUAUCUCCAGAAGCUUCUGCUGGUCCAUGGACACUGGUGCUACUCCCGCCUGGCUAACAUGAUUCUCUAUUUCUUCUACAAAAAUGCUAUGUUUGUAGCGCUCAUCUUCUGGUAUCAGUUCUACUGUGGAUUCUCAGGUUCAGCCAUGAUUGACCAGUGGUAUCUUAUCUUCUUCAACCUGAUGUUCUCCGCCUUCCCACAACUCAUCACUGGCACCCUGGACAAAGACGUGUCAGCAGAGACUCUCCAACAACUACCUCAGCUUUACGUGAACGGACAGAACUCCGAGGAAUAUAAGCCAUAUAUGUUCUGGAUGAACAUGAUCGAUGCCUUCUACCAAAGUCUGGUGUGCUUCUUCGUUCCUUACUUUGCCUACGCUGACUCUGAUGUGGAUCUGUUUACAUGGGGAACUCCCAUCACCACCCUGGCUUUAUUCACCAUCCUGCUGCACUUGGGUAUUGAGACCAAAACCUGGACGUGGAUGAACUGGCUCUCUAUCUCCUUCAGUAUAGCCUUGUUCUUCACCGUGGCUCUGUGCUACAACGCCUCCUGUCCCACCUGCUACUCCCCCUCUAACCCGUACUGGACCAUGCAGAGGCUGCUGCAGGACCCUGUCUUCUACCUGCUCUGUGUCAUCACACCUGUGGCGGCGCUGCUUCCGAGAUAUUUCUACAGGGCGUGUCUAGGCACGCUGUUUCCCAGCCCGGUCCAAGUUGGAAGGCAGUUGGAUAAACUCCCCGCUGAAACCCGCAGGAACAUCCUCAGCCUGAGCAGGGUCAAGGUGGGGUCACCGCUCAGCCCCAAGCCUCCCUUCCUGUCCCUUACCAAGCCCUCCCCUAAAGGUUGUAAUAAAAAAGACCAGAGGAGCUUCUCCAGCUCUAAGACAUCACAGGCCAAAAAGGGGCCCGUCGUACAAACAGAUGAAGAGAAGGGCCGGAGAAGCCCGCUGGGGCCCACAGACAGCGAGAAGGGCCUCUCAGAUCUCUACACAUUAGUUCCUACAGAUGUAGACACUCUUCCUUACACCAAAGAUACUCCUCCUCCUCCUCCUCCUCUCUCAGGGGAACCACGUCCUCCCUCCACCAAAGACUCUGAGCGUCUUGAUAAGACUUUGGAGCCGUCAGAUCAGAGUCUGUCCAGCUGGAUCACCUCCACGCCUCUGCUCUCACAGACAGACAGAGUCCAGCUGACUCUGCCCCCUGAUGGAGACUCGCAGUGUGUCAAAUACACAAGGACCUCAGAGGAAGGACCCAAGUCUGACCACACCGUUCAUCCAGCACACAGGACAGAGCAGGUGGCACAACAGUCGCUUCACACCACCUUGUGAUGCCUGACGGUCUUAAGUAUGUUAACUUUGCACGAUAGUUUUUUUUUAAAUCUAAUUUUAUUGUAUUUUUCAAGGAGAUUCUUUUAUAAAAGAUCAAAAUAGGUACUUUAUAUUUUGGAUGUUUAAAGCUAAAGAUAUUUCUGAGAUUUGGGAGAUGGAAGAACUGGAAUAUCUCCCUUUUUUUUUUUUUUAAUUCCCAGGAAAAUUCUAUAUCACAAAGAUGCAUCUCAGUACUUGAUCAGGUUUUAAUGUAAAGAAGUAGACACAUUCCACUGAUGGGUUCACUGGGAGUUGGUUUUCUCUCUGAGAGGGUUCCCUGUUAAGUGCUUUAAGACCCGAAUCAGAUGCCACUGUGGCCUUAAAUCAGUGUAGCAGAGACGUUUUGUAGGUUUUUAAGGCUCAGAAACACAUUUAUUUUUUGUGUGGAUUUCUGUGCAGAUAAUCCCAGAGUUUUAUUUUUACAUACAUCAGUAAAUAGUGGCAUUGGUUCAGUGCACAUUCGUCUUGUUGCUGGAUUUUAUUGCUAAACAUUAAAUGCUGAAAAGUGAGUUUAUAACAGUUGCGUGUUCAGUACAUUCCAGUGAGAAAUUAUGAGAGCUGUAGUUUUUAAAUAUAAUCACGUUACCAGCAUAUAGCACGAAAUUUUCAUUUCAGUCUUUAUACAGCAAAACUACCAGAAAUUAUGCUUUAUUUGAGUGUGUGUGUGUGUGUGUGUGUGUGUGUGUGUGUGUCCGUUGACUCGUUGGAUCUGUUUUAACAGUGUCAGCCAGUUUCACUGUAAAAGAGUAGUUUAACAUUUGGGGAAAUAGGUUUGUCUCCUUUCUGAUUUUGAUGAGAAGUUCGACACCGUAGCAGGCUAGCUGUUUCCCCCGCCUCCAGUCAUCAUGCUAAGCUAAGUUAACCGUCACCUGCCUUUAGCUUAGCUUAGCAGGCUAGCUGUUUCCCCCGCCUCCAGUCAUCAUGCUAAGCUAAGCUAAGCUAACCGUUGCCUGCCUUUAGCUUCAUAUUUCCAGAGGGAAACUGUAAGCCCCGAUAGCAGCUAGCUCUGUUCAAAGUUAACACAAUCUGGCUACCAGCACCUCUUAAGCUCACUAAUUAAGAUUUUAGAUCUUAUUUGUUUAAACCAUACAAUAACUGGAGUCUUGUUGUCAUUGUGUGUCAUUGUUGCCAGGCAGCUGGUAAAAACUCCACAAAGUCACCGCACCUGGUCAAGAUGUAGUCUGACCUGUAACACCUGUAAAACCACAGCAUGUUGUUUUUAUACUUCAGUUUUUAUACCGAUAAAACAGGUAACUGUUUCCCUGUUUCCAGUCUGUAUGCUAAGCUAAACAAACUGUAUACAAGCUGUUUUCAUAGAGUAAAGAUAUGAGAGUGGUAUCAAACUUCUCAUUUAAUUCUCACUAAAAAAGCAAAUAAGCACAUUUCCCAAAAUGCCAAACUGUUCCUUUAAGCACUGUACAGUGGGUUGACAACAAACUACAAUCACAUUUCAUAAACCAGUUUACUUGAAGGUCCUUUUUUUCAUUUCAUGCCUUGUUUGUCUUAACCCAGUGUCAUCUUUUUUCUUUUUUUUGCUGCUGGUGUUCAGCUGUAAACCAAAAGUCUCGUUGGUGAGAGAAAGUCUUUCCCAAAUAUAAGAGACACGGCUUUAAGAUUUAAAUUUGCACUUUGAAAGCAUCAUUUCAGAACUACCAGUGAGUAUUGUUGGUGCUGUUGACAUGUUCAGUGCUCAGACACAGUAUGAAGAAGAUUCAUUCAUUCAUUUUACUCUUUUGCAAACAUUGUGAUGUUUUUGUCAUCAUUAACAAGCGAGUAAAAGUAUGAAAAAUCAGAAAUACCCAAAGUUUGUUUCAUUGUUCACUUAAAGCAGCAGCACCUUUAAUAGUUUAUGAUUGUUGUAUCUCAUUGCAGUACAUUUUUAUAAAGCGUAUCAUUUACCAAAGAUCGUUUAUAUUUCAGUAUUUCCUAAGCAAUAGUUUGUGCAUUAACACUGGAUAAGAAAUUACGAAUCGAAGACUUUGCUUAUGAUGCUGAAGUUGUAUUUGUUCAAAGAUGACGGUGCAUCUUUGUUCAGUGAGGAGCUUUUAGUGUUGGUGUAGAUGUUUAUGAGGCUACAUGCUAUGUGUUUUCUUUCCUCCUGUUUGUUGUUUUGCACACAGUGCUUUCUCCUGGCAUGUUGUUCAGAUUCUGACUCCGCAGUCUGUCUGCUCUGCUUUAUAGGUUCUGUCUGUUCUGUGCUUUUGGCGUCGCACUUACAGCACAUUUGUACCAGAGAGAAGCUCAAGCAUGUUCACUGCUGCACACCCACUUUCACAAAGUCCUCACAGGAACUUCCACUCGCGCUGCACACGACCACAAAUAUGUCUGAACUUUUCUGUUUGUUUUUCAUUUGUAUUUUAGCGACAGAUUUGGCCCAUGUUUCGCAUUCGAGGGGGAAAUUAUCUGCUGUGGAUCCUUGAGUUCAUCAUUCAAGGUAUUAAUCUAAGUAUUUAUUAGACUCAAAACCAUUAAAGUUCUGGUUCGGUCGAGCUUCUCUACAUUAACAGGUUGUAGCAAACUGGAAAACCUGCCCAGUUCCCGCCCACAGCAGCAACCUACACAUCAUCACCUCACACACAUCAACAAUUUGGAAAACUAUAGUUUAAGUUUUGUUCAGUUUUCAUAAGUUCAGUCAUAAGUUUUUAUUAUACUUCUUUGCCCUUUGAGUAAUUGGAAAUGACUUGUAUCAUGGCUACUUGUGAACAAAAU